Falco peregrinus (peregrine falcon) is the source of this 1369-nucleotide messenger RNA. RefSeq names its product complement C1q C chain (gene C1QC). The record is from RefSeq and is a predicted model, not a curated record. The coding region runs from base 175 to 912 and encodes 245 amino acids. The transcript has 3 exons. Lineage: Eukaryota; Metazoa; Chordata; Aves; Falconiformes; Falconidae. Gene Ontology annotation, molecular function: protein binding.
GGGUUCUGGAUCCCCACGGGCCCUUUCCUAACGCUGCAACUUCCUCCAGGAGGGUGUCACGGAGAGUCACCCACACCGUGCUGUGCUGGCCAGCAGUGCCCAGGGCAGCCAGAGGGCUCAGCAGUGCAGGAUCCUGUGCCCUGCUCCCCACACGAGAGGAACCAAAGCACCAAAAUGGGGCAGAGCUUCUGGGAGCAACGCUAUCUGCCCCUCGCUCUCCUGCUCCUGAAUCUGGGGUCUUCUGUGACCGGAGAUGUCCCUCACAGCUGCUAUGGGGCUCCAGGCCUCCCAGGCCUGCCAGGUGUGCCAGGCAAGGAUGGCCGGGAUGGGCUGAAGGGAGCCAAAGGCGAGCCAGGCAUCCCGGCCACUCCUAAAACACAAGGACCCAAGGGCAUGAAAGGGGAACCAGGCAUCGCUGGUUUGCCAGGCAAGACUGGCCCCAUCGGUCCCCCUGGUCCCCCUGGAGACCCUGGGUUUAUGGGGGUGGUUGGAAACCCGGGUCUGCCAGGCAGCUACAAGCAGAAGCACCAGUCAGCAUUUUCAGUGACAAGGCAGACAAUGGAGUUCCCCCUGAAGAACGUCCCUGUGGUGUUCAACCACGUCAUUACCAACACCAACCACGACUACAACACCACCACUGGCAAGUUCACCUGCAGGCUCCCCGGCCUCUACUACUUCAUCUUCCACACCUCGCUGACAGCCAACCUCUGCGUCAUCCUGUACAAGGACGAGAGCAAGAUGGCCAGCUUCUGCGACCACAAGACCAACACCAUGCAGGUCAGCUCUGGUGGGAUCCUUCUCCACCUGAGUGCUGGGCAGCAGGUCUGGCUGGAGGUGAAUGACUACAACAGCAUGGUAGGCAUCAACAACAGUGACAGCAUCUUCUCAGGGUUCCUGCUCUUCCCAGACUAGAGGAUCACCAAAGCCCACCCCAGCACACCAACCCCUUUGCCUUCCCUGUAAAUGCUGCUGCUCACCACCAGGCUGUUGCUGAUGCUCCAGAUUUCUCUGCUGGGUGGGAAGCCCUAGUGAGGGGGUCAGCCCCAGCCACCAGACACAAACCCCUGGCCUGGGGAUCAAGCACAGGCAGCUGCUGAAUGGGGGUGACAGGCACAUCUGGAUGCAUCUGCACGCAGCAUGAUGACGCCAAACCCUGGGGCUCCUGCUGGCCCUGCCAUGUACAUCCACCCUGAUAACCCUGAAUCACCUUCCACUGCCAGAGCAAGAGGUCUCUCUGUGCCUCUCCCCUUCCCACCUGGGUUGCACCAGGGACAGCCAGGACACCAGGACAAGUCCUGGAAGAGGCUUGCAGCAGCAUCUUUGCCAUGAGCCAUCUAUGGAAAGUGUCAAUAAAAAACCUUCCCCAGCG